AUGGAACGAGAAAAUCAAAGUGUGGUGACAGAAUUCAUCCUCAUUGGAUUUUCGGGUUUCCCAGGACUGCAGAUCCCACUAUUUGUAGUAUUCACCAUAAUGUACUUCACUAUUUUGACAGGAAAUAUCAUUAUUGUCACUACGAUAAAUCACGACUCCAGCCUCCACACCCCCAUGUACUUCUUCCUCGCCAUUCUCUCCAGUUCAGAAAUCUUUUAUACACUCAUUAUUAUCCCGAACAUGCUUACAAAUCUUCUAAGAGUAAAGGCAACGAUUUCAUUUGUUGGCUGUGCUACUCAGAUGUGUAUGUUCCUGGGCUUUGGCUGUACAAACUGUAUACUUCUCACAGUGAUGGGGUAUGACCGAUAUGUGUCCAUAUGUAAACCUUUGCAUUACCAGGUGCUGAUGAAUCAGGGAUUCUGUACUAAACUGGUUGUCUUUUCAGCAACUACUGGUUUUCUUUUUUCUACAAUUGAGACAAUUUUCGUAUUUACCUUGCCGUUCUGCGGGCUGAAUAAAAUCAAUCACUUCUUUUGUGAUAUAGCACCUUUACUUGAGCUAGCCUGUGCCAGAAAUUAUAUAGGAGAAGCUGUCAUUUUUCUUAUUUGUUUUUUGGUAGUAUGUUGCUCAUUCUUUCUGAUCCUUCUGUCCUACAUUUUAAUCUUAAACACAAUCCUGAAAAUCCCCACCACAGAUGGGAAACGGAAAGCCUUUUCAACGUGUGCAUCUCAUCUUAUUGUGGUUAUCGUGCACUUUGGAUGUAUUUCCAUUAUUUACCUGAGGCCCAAAUCCAGGUAUACUUUGAAUGGAGACACAUUGAUCUCUGUUACAUACACGCUGGUGACUCCAUUGCUGAAUCCGGUUGUUUACAGCUUGAGGAACAAAGAUGUCCAAGUAGCACUCAAGAAAUCCCUGGGCAGGAGCACGUGCACCAAAAAGAUAUGA
Molecule: messenger RNA, 945 nt
Organism: Eublepharis macularius
Lineage: Eukaryota; Metazoa; Chordata; Lepidosauria; Squamata; Eublepharidae
Product: olfactory receptor 10R2-like
Exons: 1
Coding region: 1-945 (314 amino acids)
Biological process (GO): G protein-coupled receptor signaling pathway
Cellular component (GO): membrane
Molecular function (GO): olfactory receptor activity; G protein-coupled receptor activity
Source: RefSeq, a predicted model, not a curated record